GCGAAGUCAGUCGCGGUCCGAGCGGCCGACUCGUCAGUCCCGCCCUCGGUUCUUUCGCGUUUUCGGUUCGAACUUAGUCUCCGUUCGUCGUUCGGACGGUGAGGUGUGCAUAGCGCGUGUGCGCACUUGUUACUGUGGCGUACUGCGAGGUUAUCAUGGACGCGCCCGGCGGAGCGCGGGAGCCCCGCUUCGGGUCGCCGUAUAGUAUGGGAAUCCUCGGCGAGAUGCCGGACAUGUACGGAACUGGCCGGCCGCCCAGCGCGCUCGGCGGCGGCGGGCUGCGGCCCGGCAUGCAGCCCUGUCCCAUGCCGCGCGCCGGAGUCAAGCGACCCUCGGACCAGUGCUACGACGAGCGAGCGCAGCAGGGGGUCGGCCUGGAGCACUGCCCCAUGCCCGACAUAGCAGACGACGGCUAUGCUUCUCUCCAGCCCAAGAAGUCGCCACCUUCCAAUGGCAAAAAGACCAAGGGUCGUGUGAAGAUCAAAAUGGAAUACAUUGACAACAAACUGCGACGGUACACGACAUUCUCCAAACGGAAGACUGGGAUUAUGAAGAAGGCAUACGAGCUGUCGACCCUGACGGGGACACAAGUGAUGUUGCUAGUCGCGUCAGAGACAGGCCACGUGUAUACGUUCGCGACGCGGAAGCUGCAGCCAAUGAUCACGUCAGACUCUGGCAAGCGGCUGAUCCAGACGUGCCUUAACUCUCCAGACCCGCCCACCACCAGCGAGCAACGCAUGGCUGCGACGGGCUACGAGGAAACAGAGCUCACGUAUAACGUAGUAGACGAGGAUAUGAAGGACCUGGAAUCUACGAUAAAGAGGAAAAUUGCUAAGGUCUUUGGUAACCACGACGAAGGCAGAAGCAGACCUAAUCCCUUAAACGAUCCCCAACUAACACGCUGUAAUAAACUGUCUGGUCCAGAACAGAAAACUAACAAAUUAGAAAAUUCCCAUCAGGAUGAACCAGCAUCUUCAGGCGACAGUGGAGACGAGAGCGGCAGUGAACCAGAGUCGCCGAGUGAGAAGCUACUACAGGUACACAAGCAAGAGUGGACCUGUGAUAGCAAUGAACGGGAAGCCAAAAAUAGAGAAUCCCACAACGAUGCACUAGCUUCCACAUCAUCCACUACCCAAGAAGCGGACAGUUCCAAGCCAUCAUUGCCCAAACUCAUGCCCAAGAUCGAACAGAUGCCUGGAGGAGCCAUGCUGUAUCCUGGCGUCCUGGCUGGGCUGGACGGCAUCAGCAGUAACCUUGGACUAGGCAACCUGGCUAUGGGCUACCCACACGGAUUUAUUUUGGGACUGGCUAAUCAAGGUCAAGAAGGUGCAUCAUCAUCAAGCCAACCUCAGUUCAUAACGAUCCCGCUGUCGAUGGCAAUGGCGGCAGCUGCAGGCGCGCCAACAGCCACCGUCACCAACGGCUGCGGAGCCAGCGCCUCUAGCGACGACAGCAGCGAACUACAAGACUUGAGCACCGGCAGAAAGUGACGCGGGACUACGAUUACUCGCACCUGUGCUGCAGAUCGUAUACUCGUAUGUAUCAAUAUAAAUCUUAUGAUAAUUAAAAAAAAAGUUAAAAAUGUAUGUACCAAAGUUUAUAUUUGGACUCCUAGCAAUAACAAGCUAUAUAGAAUUGUUGGUAGGUAGGUAGACAUAAUCAAAAUCAAUGUGUAUUUUCAUUUGUCAGUUUUUCCAUCAUAAGGCCUUGGUGUGAUUGCAAGCGAGUAGCGAUUUAGAUUUUCUUUUGUCGCUAUAUCUCUACUAAGAUAUCUGGAGUCAUUCUUCAAGGGCAAAUAAGAAUUUUAAAACCAAGUUUUAAAAAAAAGUUCGAUGAGGGUAACAUGAUUGAAUGGCCAGGUCACGGAACCCUCUGAUUGCAGGCACUCAAAUCAACUCUAGUUUUUAUUCAGAUGUCUCCCUGUAGUCUCCUGGGCUAUGUGACUGAUCAAAGACCCAGGCGUUCUAAUGGUCAUCAGGCACUUAAAUAUCAUAAUCAAAACACAAUUGUUUCUAGUUGACUUUUAAUAUUAAACCAAGUUUUAUGUACAAGUAAAUUCAUAUUCAAAACCAAUGUUUACUUGUAUGUAAGUCUUUUCUUAUUAUAACUAUCGUGAGGCAUACAAAAUUAACUUAAAAUGCUGCUCAUGACUCGAAACUAGUAAAGCAUUUCCCCAUUAAUUUACCGUACGUGAGUAAACCAUGAGUUUUAGUUAAACUGUAUUUUCUAUUUCGUCUCUCGCUUGCAACUGGUCCUUGGCCCGCUUAUAAAAUAAAAUGGUGAUGGAAUUUAUUAAAUGUAACUUAAUUUGUGUUGCAAUGCAUGUACUUGCCAAUUGCCAAACAAGUCACAAUGACUUCUACGAAAUGUUAUAAAAAAUCGUGUAUUUGUGUAAAAUCGAGGACCUUAAUUUAUUACACUUAGGUAUGUAGAUAUUAAUAAUAAUAAAUUAAUAUUGUUUGUGUAAAAAUAACAGAAUAUAUUUGCGUAUUUUUGUACCAAACAUGAAUACUAAAUAAAAUGUAAAUUCAAGGUUUUUACCUAACACUGAUACACUCGUUUGAAACGCAUUUUGUAAAGUGAGUUCUAUUCUACCGUACUUUAGUUUUUAUUUUUCAUUUUCUUUAGCACUUUCUUUAUUUUUUAGUUGUAAUUAAAUUUAUACGGAAGCGGGUAGGUUUUGAGGCAAGAGGUAUUUUAUAAUUAGGAAAAAAAAUCUUACCUCGUAUUUAAAGUACUUAUUACUUAGCUUUCUGCUUUUUCAUGUGUAUUCAAUCUACUUAAUAUAAGUUUUAAAGCAAUUUGCUAAUAAGUAAAUGCUUUAGUUAUCAUAUCAUUAAUGUAAUGCUAAGACCAUUGUUAUUAAAAAAAAACUCAUAAAAAAAUUGAGACGACGUACCCGCUUCCGCUACCUCUUAAGCGUCCGCUGUCAUUGCGACCGCGGCCCUACGUCACUAUCAUUGAAGCAUUUAUACUUAUGUUGUUUAUCUUACAGUAUUUUUAGUUUUUUCCCUUUUUCUGAGACUACAGGCUAUUAGGUACACUUAAACAUAGUAUAUCUGUCAAAUUAGCAGAGUAG
Molecule: messenger RNA, 3079 nt
Organism: Spodoptera frugiperda (fall armyworm)
Lineage: Eukaryota; Metazoa; Arthropoda; Insecta; Lepidoptera; Noctuidae
Gene: bs
Product: serum response factor homolog
Exons: 8
Coding region: 156-1490 (444 amino acids)
Biological process (GO): positive regulation of transcription by RNA polymerase II
Molecular function (GO): protein dimerization activity; DNA-binding transcription factor activity, RNA polymerase II-specific; RNA polymerase II cis-regulatory region sequence-specific DNA binding
Source: RefSeq, a predicted model, not a curated record